AUGGCGUCGCCACCGGAGUCCGGGACGUACAUGCCCGACCUCCCGGCGGUGCCGGCGUGGCUGAACAAGGAAGACAACGCGUGGCAGCUGGUGGCGGCCACGUUCAUCGACCUCCAGUCCAUGCCGGGGCAGGUCGUGCUCUACGGCAGCAUCGUCAAGAAGUGGGCCGUCAACUCCGCCUUCAUGGCGCUGUACGCGUACGCGUCCACGCUCAUCAUCUGGGUGCUCGUCGGCUUCCGCAUGGCGUUCGGCAAGCGCAUGCUCCCGUUCUGGGCUAAGGCGGGGCCAGCGCUGACGCAGGACUUUCUUGUGCGCCGCGCCAUCUUCCCGGCCACGGCGCCCUACGGCCGCGGCGGCGUGCUGGAGACGCCGCGCACCGAGCCAUACUACGCGCAGGCGUCGCUGGUGCUGUUCGAGUUCGAGUUCGCGGCCAUCACGCUGGUGCUGCUCGCUGGAUCGCUCCUCGGACUCAUGAACAUCAGAGCGUGGAUGGCAUUCACGCCGCUGUGGCUGCUCUUCUCCUACACCGUCGGUGCGUUCAGCCUCUGGGGCGGCGGCUUCCUCUACCAGUGGGGCGUCAUCGACUACUCCGGCGGAUACGUCAUCCACCUCUCCUCCGGCAUUGCAUGCUUCACCGCCGCAUACUGGGUAGGCCCGAGACUGAAGAGCGACAGGGAGAGGUUCUCGCCGAACAAUAUCCUUCUCAUGAUCGCCGGCGGCGGGCUGCUCUGGCUCGGCUGGGCCGGCUUCAACGGUGGUGCGCCGUACGCCCCCAACAUAACCGUGUCUGUCGCCGUGCUCAACACCAACGUUAGCGCCGCGACGAGCCUCCUGACCUGGACCUGCCUCGACGUCAUCUUCUUCGGCAAGCCCUCGGUGAUCGGCGCAGUGCAGGGCAUGAUGACUGGGCUUGUCUGCAUCACGCCUGGCGCAGCAACACAUGUGCAUGAAUACAUGAUGGUGCCAUGUUGGUUUGCAUGGCGCAGGGCUGGUGCACACGUGGUCGGCGUCCCGUGGUUCACGAUGAUGAUCCUGCACAAGAAAUCCUCCCUGCUCAUGAAGGUCGACAACACCCUGGCCGUGUUCCACACCCAUGCCAUCGAGGGCGUGCUCGGGGGCGUCCUCACGGGCCUCCUCGCCACCCCGGAGCUCUGCGCCCUCGACUCCCCCGUCCCGAGCGCGAGCGGCGUCUUCUACGGCGGCGGCAUCGCGCAGAUGGGCAAGCAGCUCGGUGGCGCGCUCUUCGUCACCGUCUGGAACCUGGUGCUCAUGAUCGGCGACGACGCGGCGCACGGCGAGGAGGCCUACGCGCUCUGGGGCGACCACGAGAAGUUCGACGUGACGCGCCCGGUGACGACGAGGAUCGGCGGUGCCUCCGGCGCCCCAAGGGAGGACACGGUGGAGCAGCGACUGACCAGCAUGGCUGCAAGAGGUGUCACCAUUCAGCUGUAG
This is a messenger RNA of Miscanthus lutarioriparius, 1452 nucleotides long. The record is from the annotation of a GenBank genome assembly. Lineage: Eukaryota; Viridiplantae; Streptophyta; Magnoliopsida; Poales; Poaceae.